AUGAAAAAAAAUAUAUAUAUCAUGUCUGCAAAUAUAUCAUCAAUCAAUGAGUCGAUGGACACGACGGGAACCCUCUCCACGUCCAUCAGUUUGACGACUAAAUUAUAUAAAAAACGUUAUUUUAUUUUACUAUUGUUUAUACUGUUGUCGAUGUCUAACGCGUUUCAAUGGAUUGAAUACGCGAUUAUCGAGAAUAUUGUCGUCAAAUAUUACGGGACGACAACAUUUUGGGUGAACUGCACUUCAGUAGUAUUUAUGGCCGCAUAUAUCGCUGGCAUACUUCCGGCCACUUUCCUUCUCGACACUAAAGGACUCCGAUUUUGCAUACUUUUUGGCUCUUUUGUCAAUUGUCUCGGCUCUUGGAUCAAGUGUUUUAGUGUGGAAACCGAUCGGUUUUAUGUGACAAUGAUUGGACAGAGUGUUGUGGCCGUCGCGCAACUCUUUAUCCUUAAUAUUCCUCCACUUUUGGCUGCGGUUUGGUUCUCGGAUAAGGAGGUGUCGCGCGCCACCGCUUACGGGGUGUUUGGCAAUCAAGUGGGCAUUGCUAUCGGAUUCUUCGUCCCCUCUCUAAUAGUGCCUAACUUUAGCAAUGAUAACGACUCGCACGACAUCACAACACUUUCCUCGACAACAGUUAUCGACGUAUCCGAUAAGAUCAUCGGCACCGCAGAGGUCGGGUCCGGUCUGCGGACACUGUUCUUCGGUGUGGCUAUAUUUACCACAUUGUUAUUCGUGUUGAUAGUGUUAUUCUUCAAAGACAAACCAGAUCUGCCUCCGAGCACAGCGCAGGCCAACGCACAGGCGGUCAACGAGAACUCAUCGUUUAUGGGUUCACUUAAAGCGUUGGCCACGAAUCCAAACUAUGUCCUCUUAUUCUUCACGUACGGCUUAAAUACCGGUGUAUUCUAUGCGGUGUCCACUGUAUUGAAUCAGAUGGUGACCGGAGCUCUGGGCGAGCACUACGUGAAAGAAGCGGGUUAUAUGGGCUUUACGUUAACUUUGGCCGGAAUUCUCGGUUCAAUCGUUUGCGGGUAUCUCUUAGACUGGACUAAACUAUUCAAACAGAUAACACUUGGCGUAUAUCUGCUAUCAUUGGUGGGAAUGAUUGCAUUUACAGUCACUCUACACUUCAAAUCUGUUUGG
This is a messenger RNA of Medioppia subpectinata, 1143 nucleotides long. Lineage: Eukaryota; Metazoa; Arthropoda; Arachnida; Sarcoptiformes; Oppiidae. The record is from the annotation of a GenBank genome assembly.